AUGACGGAUGAAGCAGUGCUAACUCUCGGUCCAAAAAAUCCGACGUUGUUGGUGAAACAAAACAAACAUGUGUCGGGAUAUGUUUGGAACCAAACAAAUAAGAAAGUCUUGAAGCUGGGAUUACCCCACAUUCCUUUGAAUGGUGUCCCUCCACAAAUCGAACAAUAUGUUCGACUGGCUGGAUUUUACGAGGCCGCUUUAUGUGGUUCUAUCAAACAAGACAAAGUGUUGAUAUCAGCACCGGUGGAGCGUUGGCUGCCUGAGACGCACACCUUUCAUAUGUCGUUUGGAGAGUGCACCAUCACUCUUCAAGAUGUUGCCGUUCAGCUGGGACUAAAUAUUGAUGGGCAACCUGUUACCGGGGUGACAUGGUGUGACUGGUCUGAUCUCGUUAAUCGUGCGCUAGGAGUCACUCCACCGCGACGUGCUAUUAGAGGAAGUUGUUUAAACAUGAGAUGGUUAAACCAGUGUUUUGAUUUUCAAAACCUAGGUGCACUUGAGCCGGCAGAAGCUGAAUUUGUUGCAAGAGCAUUCAUUUUGCGCCUGAUUGGCACUUUCUUAUUACCCGACCACUCGGGAUCACAUGUGCCUCUAAGAUAUCUACUACUAAUAGAGAAUUUAGCUCUGGCCUCCACGUACAGUUGGGGUUCGACCGUGCUUACAACUCUCUAUCAUGAGUUAUGCCAUGCAACCGGUUAUGAACGACAAGAAAUCGGUGGUUGUACUUAUUUGCUCCAAAUCUGGGCUUGGGAAAGGAUUCCAAUGACUGCCCCUGAAACCAUACCGAUAUUGCCACUCGGCUGCCCCAUCGCAGGAAGGUGGGGAAGAAACCCAAAUCGUGUUGACGUUGGUCGUCAAACGAAUCAAAUUGAUUUGUGGCGGAUCAAGCUCGACGAACUGAGAAUUGAAGACUUUGUCUGGAGGCCAUACCUAGAUCAUGUUAUAAAUUCGCUACCGGAACGGUGUCGGCAAAGUAUGCACUUGUGGAGAUCAGUUGUGCCAAUGAUAUGCUACACCUUUGUUGAGUGGCACCAACAGGAUAGAGCCUUGCAACAGUUUGGCAUGUUUCAGGGGGUACCUGACCCACCAUAUCAAAUUGAUAAACUGCAUGACAUAACUUUGUCGGGGAAGGAACAGGAAGAUUGGGUUACAGCCAUGAUGCCCUUUAUACAGAUGUGGGGGCAAAGACACCAAAGGACGGUUCAGCAACCCGUGGGUGAACACAUUCAACAUGUGUGGUAUGGACUUUCUGACGUCAGUCGCGGUACGUAUACACCUGAGGAAAUGCAAAGCCAAGCCGCGCGUUGCCUUACAUUAUGCCACCAGCUGGACAGGAUUACUGUUCCUGCUGCGUCAGUUCAACUCAUGCCUACAGACUUACCACGUCCCACACAUGCAGACGUACCACAUGUUGGAAGAGCAGAAGCACAGGGUUUGGGCAAGAAUUGGAAAGAGGUGCAUGCUCAGGAUGUGACUAUACAUGGAGGUACUCUACCACCCCGAGAUGGUGAGUACUCAUUGUAUCCCCUACAUCAUGGUGAUUCAUACCGACAGUACUACUUUGGUGGUGGGUCGAGACAGCCUGCAAAUGAGUCAGGGUCAUCUGGUAGUUCCCAACACUACCAAGAGCCACAAAUAUAG
Messenger RNA from Lotus japonicus, 1641 nucleotides. Its product is annotated as serine/threonine-protein phosphatase 7 long form homolog. NCBI's taxonomy places the organism in Eukaryota, Viridiplantae, Streptophyta, Magnoliopsida, Fabales, Fabaceae. The coding region runs from base 1 to 1641 and encodes 546 amino acids. The transcript is spliced from 4 exons. The record is from RefSeq and is a predicted model, not a curated record. Gene Ontology annotation, biological process: meristem development; meristem maintenance.